AGAUGUCAUCUGAUAAGGGAACCAGUCCUUUAUCUACUAAAUCCUCUAAAGUCAAAAUAUGUCACAAUUAUCAACAUGGAAGCCAAAUUGUGCGUGCUGUCCUAUGUAGCAAAAAUGAAAUUCAUGCUGCCAUAUUUGUCAAGUUGAGCUGUGUCCAUUUUGCCCAUGCCUGUAAUGAAGAUGGCAUUACAGCUUUACAUAUUGCAGCUGCCAAAGGAUGGAAUAAGAUGUGUCGAUGGCUGCUGCGCCAUGGAGCCGACAUUGAUGCCAGGGAUCAGGUCACUGGGUUCACCCCCCUGCACUUUGCAGCCAUGUAUGGCUGUGUUGAGACUAUGAUGCUUCUUGCAAAGGCUGGGGGAAGCUAUCGAAGUUUGUCAGAUUCAAAAAAAGAUGCAAUGAGCUUGCUGUAUGAAAACUACAGGAUUUUUGGCAAAGACAGACUCCAUAGUGCAUCUUAUGUCUAUGAUCUAUACUUUACUCACUUCACAUCUCUGGCUAAACUAAAAUUGGGCAAGCUACAACUGCUGUGUGAUGAGCAAGGGAAGGAUAAGCGAGCUGUGUUUAGUGUCCAGAUGAACUGUGCCAACCCUUCCAACGUUGAACCAUAUUUGAUUAGUGAAGGCGACAGCAGUGAUGAUUGUCACAGCACUGAUGAAGAGGACAUUCCUGCAGCUGCUGUCUUUGAUUUUCCUCCAACAAAAGAGAGGCCCAUGGAUGACGUAUCUUCACUUUAUGUCUUCGGACAAAAUCAGAACUACAACUUGGGACUCGGCACGACUAGAGUGGUCUCACGACCCACGCAGCUGGAGCGGUUCACGCGGGACCAGGCGGUGUGCGAGGUGCGGUUCAGCAGGUACCACACGCUGUACCUCACCGCUGCUGGUACCGUCAGGGCGUCGGGACAUGGCGUCGGUGGCAGGCUCGGCACGGGCACUGAGGCGACAUGCAUGAGGCCAGAGGUGGUGGCGUUGCCCAGUGGCACGAAGGUCAUCAUGGUCGCUGCUGCCACCGACCACUCCCUCUUCCUCACCUCCACUGGCCACGUGUAUGGCUGUGGACUGAACACCUACCACCAGCUUGGAGUGGACACUAAGAUCGCGUCCAAGUGUGUCACCCCGAAGAUGAUAGCCUGGGACCCCGCAUCUGCUAAACCCGCUCCGAGUGGCAGCAAGUACCAAGGUGUACAGGGCGUGGCCUGCGCCAGGUACCACUCGGUGCUGUGGACGACGUGCGAGUUGUACACGUGGGGCACGAACGUCGGCCAGCUCGGUCACCUCGACCACGUCGUACCCACGCCCAGGCUCGUCAAGUCCUGUUCCUCCCUCAACAAGACCUCGGGCAUUUACAAGGUGUGCGUGAGCAACGUGUGCACGGUGGUGGCGAUGCUCGAAGGCUUCCUCAUAGUCUUCUACGGGAACAAAUACUCGAUCAUCUCCAGCCGCUUGUCACGCGGCGUGGAGGCAAUCCUGAGCAUAUCGUGUAUGGGAGGAGUGCUGAGUAAUGUAGCUAAGAACCCCAUGUUUGCCGCACACAACCACACCAGUCACAUCAAGCCUGGCAUGGAUGAGCAACUUGUCAUCAGUGAAUCAUCUGAAAUUAUCAACGGACUUUUGCCAGAGAAACUCAGCUCUAAGUCUUUGUUAUCGCAAGUGGAAUGCAACGAAGACGAUCUUGUGAUUUUCUACUUGACAGCCGGCAAUUUGGGGUACUUGUGGUCAGCUCAACGCCAGUCGUCGCGCCCGAUGUGUUUAGAGAGAUACAAGAUAGUUGACAUCUUCGCCACGCCUUCUGCCUUGCUCGCAAUCUCUCACACCGGUGAACUCCUCAGAAUGAAGGUUUAUGCAAACCAAGAGCGUAAUUCUAACCUUACGGUCACGUGGUGUGUACUCGCACAUCUACACAGAACCAAGAGAAUUUUUGCUGAUCCUAACGGACAAAAUUUCGCCGUGUUGUGUCAAGACGCCUUCCCUAAACUAUUUCUGGACGACGAAUGGUGCCAGUCGCUGGUCAAUGAUAUGACGUCGCUGCAUACUACGUUGUCCUUGGAAGAGUCCUUUUGUGACGUCAUUCUCGAAUGCGAUGGCGAAAAGUUUCCAGUGCACAAAAUGGUCCUUGCGGCAAAGUCCUUAUUUUUCAGGAAGCUUUUUUCGCCUUCGAGCGCCAAUCAAGAAGAGCUCUCAGUUCCUGAAAAUGGUCAUCAUGUGCAAGGCCGAUGCGAUUGUGGGCUUUCUCGCGGCUUUUAUCAUCAUAUCAAUGAAGAAACGAAAGAAUCUACUGCCUGUUAUUCAACUGAAGAUGACACAUUUAACUUUAGCUCUUUUGGGAAGAAUGCACCUGAUGCUUCCUUCAAGCAGGAGCCUAGUCCCACUGGAGAAAGCUUCACGCCUGAUGGAGAAGUUCCCUCUGUGGACCUGACUUCUCUUGUAACUAAAGAUGCUCUUCGCGAACUCAUCUCGUUCUUCUAUACGGGCAAAUGCAAACGCGUCAGCUACCAUGACAUUUGCUCUAACGCCGGGAACUCCGAGCGUCACCUUAUCGAAACGUCGAAACAUAAGAAAAAACGAAAUACUAUACGAUACACGUGGAUAUAUGAAGACGAAGAGUCCAUUGAAAAACACGAGAAAUUUUCCUCGACCAAGGAAUUGCAGCAGUACGUCGCACUCCUCCUGAAGGCCACAAAGGAACUGGAAGUGGAGGAUUUCCCCGCAGACUGCAAGGAGGAAUGCGACCUAAAGCUGUACCUGACCGUGGACGUCUCCCCCGACGUGCAGUUCACGGCAGAGGACGGCUCGCUGGGGCCACGGGCGCAUCGCUUCAUCCUGAGCGCGCGCGUGCCCUUCUUCUCUGCGCUCUUCUCUGCUCGCUGGGCCCUGAAUGCGUGCACCGCAGAUGGCCUACAGUUGGUGCAGUCUCCUCACUGCCACAGCACUGCCUUCCUACUGCUGCUGCAGUAUUGCUACACCGACCACUUCUGCUACUGCUGCCUUACGCUGCCACUCGUCAUGGAUUUGCUGGUACUAACAGACGAACUAUUGGCUAAGGAUGCCCAGGAGCUGGCAGAGAAACGUGCCGUGGAUUAUAUUGACCGACGCAACCUGCUGCUUCUUUACCAGUUCUCUACGCGCUACAACUUCACGAUCCUGAAGCAACACGUCCUCUUUUUCGCUUACUUUGAGACUCCCUUCUUGCUUGAGUCCAGGUUCUUCGAGAAUUUGCGACCAAAAGAUCUCGCCCAGAUCAGUGCAAUGAACAAGUACAAAGCUAGCGAGAAAUAUUCGCAUGAUUGGCAAAAAUCAAGAGAAUAUUACAAGCUUCGAAGGCGAUCUUCAGACUUCAUCAGCCAUCCAUUAGUCUACGAAUUACCGUGCGUUCCAGAUACCUCGAACUCGAACGCCCAUUUUGUGUUCUCGGUACCAAAGAGAGAUUUUAACAACGGAAUUGAUCUUUGGGAAUAUAUUUACACGUCGCUGGGAUGCUCCUAUGAUGAACAGUGCGACCAACCACAUCAUCGUGACGGAGAUCCCAUGCAGUACCUGGAGAACGAGGAGCCUCAGGUGUUCCUAGAACUCCAGAUGUACGAAGAAGAAUUGCGUCAGGAACUUGAACGCAAGGACUUCAAGUUUCAAGAUCACCCGAGCGUUGCCCGCAAGUGCCACAAGUACCGCUGUGCGCCGCCUCGGAAACUUCGUCGAGGUUCCCGCAGCUCCUCAGAGUCUGACGGCGGCCGAAGCUCCAGCGACGCCAGCGAUGAGUUCGACUUCAAUGGACUUGUCGAUAAAGAAGUUGAUGCCUCAGACGACGAUGAAGACAGCAGCACGUGGCAUGUAGUAGCACGACGUAAAGAAGCUGUUUACGAUAGCAUUCAGCACUCGCAACCUCCGCCACCAACGAACAGCAAAAUCGACCAGAAGUGGAAAAACAAAAAUUCAACAGCGCCGUCACGUUCCGUCACAGCGAGCAAACCCACUCCAAUUGCCAAUCCUGCUCCACUUUCUCCACCAGCUGCUGGCCCUUCUUCACUCAGUCAAACUCACCCUUCUCCACUCAGUCAAACUCACCCUUCUCCACUCAGUAAUACUCAAAAACUUGCCCCAAAGCAAGAUGUCGUUGAAGCUGCUGCUUCUUCGUCUGGAGACCUCAGUGGAUUUCAGCCGAGAACUCCAGAGCUUCGCUGCAAUUUAGAUGGCCAGGCUUGCGUGCUGGGAUCGCCAGACACGAGUUCCUCGUCAGUCUCCCCUGCCGGGCCAGACUUUCCUUCCCUGGCGGAGUCCGUGACCGCGGCCAAGCAGCAGCAGCAGGCAGCUAAAGCUGCGAGUGCUAAAACUUCAUCUCCUUUCGUGCGGAUGUCGCAGAAGCAGCGCAAACAGCGUCAACGAGAAGAACAGGAAGCGAGCGCGUCUGCUGCUCCUGCAGCUGCCACGCCAGCAGCAGCUGUCAGCCCUAAAACUGCUACUCCUGCCUGGGGUCAAGCGCAGCUCUCCGCCGGAUCACCGCCCUGCUGCUCUGCUCAGGAACAGCAGCAGGAGUCACAGUUCCCGUCCUUUGCAAGCGGUCGCACACGGCGUUCGUCGCAGCGAACGCUCUCAGGCAGCAGCGGUGGCUCAGACUUGUCCGUCGGCACUCCGAGCACGAGCGAGAAUCUCUCAACGAUCAUGCGACGCGAGAAGAACAUGCGCGCCAACUACGUCAAAAGCCAGAAGAAAUCUCUGGAACAUAUUCAGAUGGAGGAGCGAGCAAUAGUGGAGCUGGAGCAACAUUACCGCUCGCUUGCCGGCCCCAGAGACACCGUCACGGUGACCAGGCUGAGCUCGGCCCUCGUGGCUCAGCCUCAAUGGACAGAACGGCAUCGACCUCGUGACUUGCUCUCGUCUGUGAUAUUAAACAAUUCUAACUCUUGAAAAGGAUACUCACUGCUUAUUAAUAAUCCGCCAACGCAUUGCUUAUCGUUUAUCCCUUACUCGUGUUGGUUGUUUCGUCAUUCAAUUUUUUUCUUAUAAUAUUUGUUUUUAAUGAUUGGUUUCUCUAGGCGUAUGCGAGUAUUCAUUCAUAUUUCAGAGAAAAUAUACCUAUAGGUAGAGUGCCAUCAGAUUGUUUUUUCUUUCGCUUCGGGUAACAAGUUCUGCUCUUGCGUAAGUGACAGGAGCUUUUCGUUCAAGUAUAUAACUUUUUGGAAGCAGAUUGGCGUCGGUCUGUCGAGUUACGCAAAUACAUCGCACAAUAUCGCGGAGACUAAAACAAUAAGCUCUACUAAUAGAUGACUGCGUAUGGAUGACUUCUUUGAUAAUUCGGUUUCAAUAUAACACUUUUAGGAACGUCCCUGCUUUGCAGUAUUGAUCUGCUUUAGUAAUGCGAGUUGAGGUAAACAUUUUGUUAUUAUUGGCAAUUCAAGUUCUUUUGAUGCAUACCUUUUCUUUGUAAAACCAAUGUGAUAACAUAUCAACCCGCAUUGGCUGAUCGCUGAUCGGCUAGAAGUAAACUGCUCAUAUACAAGAAUAUUUAUCC
Molecule: messenger RNA, 5502 nt
Organism: Hyalella azteca
Lineage: Eukaryota; Metazoa; Arthropoda; Malacostraca; Amphipoda; Hyalellidae
Exons: 21
Coding region: 3-4898 (1631 amino acids)
Molecular function (GO): protein binding
Source: RefSeq, a predicted model, not a curated record